UUCUUUCCAGAACACCCACCCAACCGGCCGUACACUCCUUCUUUCUAGUGUUGAUGCUCUCACUUCGUUCAUGCUGUUGCCUACGCCAUCAUACCUCGCUCUCGCUCCCCCUCGUCAAGGCCCUCUCUUUCUCUCGCUUCCCCACCAAACCCUUCUCUCUCUCCCCCUAUCUCCACCCCUUCUCUUCCGCCAACCCUAGCUCCGUAGCCAUGUCCUCCCGCCCUUCCGCUUUCGACGCCCUCAUGUCCGGCGCUCGGGCCGCCGCCAAGAAAAAGCCCCAGCCCCAGUCUUCGUCUCCCGCCAAACGCAAAGCCCCAGAUUCUAACAACCCUCCCCUAAACCCUAGCACCCCCAAUUCUUUGCCGCCCCAAAACCCCAUUUCCUGCGAAUCGAGCGUGGUGCCCGAGGAGGCGAUUGCCUCGAAGAAGAAGAAGAUCCAAGAUGUUUGCGCGGAGGAUAGGGUUGCGCAAUUGAAGAGCAAAAUGCCGCAGUUGAAGCUGAAGGCCGGGGAUUUCAGUCCGAAAUCGGUUGCUUGUUGGGGCGAGGGCGAGCGGAUUCCCUUCAUUUUUCUCUGUUUGGUUUUUGAUAUGAUUUCGAAGGAGACGGGCCGGAUUGUGAUUACAGAUAUAGUGUGUAAUAUGCUCAGGACUGUGAUGCAUACCACGCCGGAUGAUCUCGUGGCGGUUGUUUACCUUUCGGCAAACAGGAUCGCGGCUGCGCACGAGGGCUUGGAGCUGGGAAUUGGGGACGCUUCCAUAAUUAAGGCGCUCGCGGAGGCUUGUGGGAGGACCGACGUGCAGGUUAAAAAGCAAUACAAGGAAUUGGGAGACUUGGGUCUUGUUGCAAAAGCAAGCCGUUCAUCUCAAUCUAUGAUGCGCAAGCCUGAUGCAUUAACUGUUACCAAGGUUUUUAAUACAUUCCGGCUCAUUGCUAAGGAAUCUGGGAAGGAUAGUCAAGAGAAGAAAAAAAACCAUAUCAAGGGACUGCUUGUUGCUGCCACCGACUGUGAACCACUAUAUCUAAUUCGUCUAAUUCAGACAAAGUUGCGUAUUGGAUUAGCGGAGCAGACCCUAUUAGCUGCAUUGGGUCAAGCUGCUGUAUAUACUGAAGAACAUUCUACACCACCUCCAAACAUCCAGUCUCCUCUAGAAGAGGCUGCAAAGAUUGUUAAACGAGUGUACUCUGUACUUCCUGUCUAUGAUAAAAUAGUUCCUGCCCUUCUCAGUGGUGGUGUUUGGAAUCUUCCACAGUCAUGUAGCUUUACACUCGGUGUCCCAGUUGGACCUAUGUUAGCAAAGCCAACUAAGGGGGUAUCUGAGAUUGUAAAUAAAUUCCAGGAUAUGGAAUUUACCUGUGAAUACAAGUAUGAUGGAGAACGUGCCCAGAUACAUUACAUGGACAAUAAUUCAGUUGAGAUAUACAGUCGAAAUGCUGAACGAAACACUGAAAAGUUCCCUGAUGUUGUCAUUGCAGUUUCAAGGUUGAAGAAGUCACCUGUUAAAUCAUUUGUGCUGGAUUGUGAACUUGUUGCUUAUGACCGUGAAAAAAAAAAAAUUCUGCCAUUCCAGAUCCUCAGCACUCGAGCUCGCAAAAAUGUUGCUCUGGGUGAUAUAAAGGUUGAUGUUUGCAUAUUUGCUUUUGAUAUGCUGUAUCUUAAUGGUGAACCACUUCUUCAGGAAGAACUUAAAGUUCGUAGGAAGCACCUUUACGACUCUUUUGACGAAGAAAGUGGAUUUCUCCAGUUUGCAACUGCAAUAACAUCAAAUGAUCUCGAGGAAAUACAGAAAUUUCUUGACACCUCUGUCGAUUCAAGUUGUGAGGGUUUAAUUAUCAAAACACUGACUAGAGAUGCUACAUACGAGCCUUCCAAGCGGUCACUGAACUGGCUAAAAUUGAAGAAAGAUUACAUGGAUAGUAUUGGGGACUCACUAGAUCUGGUACCUAUUGCUGCUUUCCACGGCCGUGGGAAGCGUACAGGUGUCUAUGGUGCCUUUCUCCUUGCUUGUUAUGACAGCAAUAAUGAAGAAUUUCAAAGCAUUUGUAAAAUAGGCACUGGAUUUUCUGAAACAAUGCUUGAAGAACGUUCUGCCAGUCUCCGUUCUAAAGUGAUUCCUAAACCAAAGCCCUACUUUCGGUAUGCAGAUUCAAUUAAUCCAGAUGUAUGGUUUGAACCCACUGAGGUUUGGGAGGUGAAAGCUGCGGACUUGACUAUUAGCCCUGUUUAUCGUGCUGCAAUUGGCAUAGUGGAUCGUGAUAAGGGCAUUUCUCUCCGAUUUCCACGUCUGGUUCGUGUCCGGGAAGAUAAGACUCCAGAGCAGUCGUCCUCAUCCGAGAUGGUGGCUGAGAUGUAUAAUGCUCAAAAGCACAAUCAUCCGAACGAUCAAGGUGAUAAUGAAGAUGAUUGAGGAUUUGUGGAGAUGUUUUUUGGUGUAAAAGGUCAGCUGCUUUGUCAGUUGCAACUUGCAACCCCAUGUGAGUGAUAUUUGAAUGUGAAUUUUUGGCAUCUAAUUGAUUAGUGCCUAAUCAACAUAUUUGGACACGUGGCACAUUUAAUGUGGUGUAGGAUCCAUAGUAGAGGAGUUAUGACAUCAUCCACAACAAAAACUCUCUCAUUUGGAUUUCCUAUGGAAUCCUUAUAAAACAAAAUUUUUCUCUACCUGCAGUGACAGAAUUAAUGGCCUGUCAUCAUGUAGAGUUUUUCCUGUAUCUGCUGUAACACAAUCACAAUUUGUGCAUAAAAUUUCAGACAUUACCACCGUUUGGUAUUUUCCUUCA
Messenger RNA from Corylus avellana, 2775 nucleotides. RefSeq names its product DNA ligase 1 (gene LIG1). Gene Ontology annotation, cellular component: nucleus; mitochondrion. Gene Ontology annotation, molecular function: DNA ligase (ATP) activity; ATP binding; DNA binding. Gene Ontology annotation, biological process: lagging strand elongation; DNA recombination; DNA biosynthetic process. NCBI's taxonomy places the organism in Eukaryota, Viridiplantae, Streptophyta, Magnoliopsida, Fagales, Betulaceae. The record is from RefSeq and is a predicted model, not a curated record.